Molecule: messenger RNA, 3522 nt
Organism: Xyrauchen texanus (razorback sucker)
Lineage: Eukaryota; Metazoa; Chordata; Actinopteri; Cypriniformes; Catostomidae
Product: transcription elongation regulator 1-like
Exons: 20
Coding region: 61-3042 (993 amino acids)
Cellular component (GO): nucleus
Molecular function (GO): transcription coregulator activity; RNA polymerase binding
Source: RefSeq, a predicted model, not a curated record
UAUGGAGGAAAUGGUUCACUAGCAGGAAGUUCAGCUGUUGUGUGUUUAGUUGUUGGAGUGAUGGCGGAGAACAUAGAUGGAGCUGGUCUCGUGGAGAACAGAAUGGCGCUACAGCAGGCCUUACGUUUUCGUGGUCCUACUCCACCACCCAGCACAAUAUUGCGAGGACCUCCUCCGUUACUACGACCACCACCUCCGCCCUUCGGCAUAAUGAGUGGCCCCCCACCACCACCCAGACCCCCUUUUGGACGGCCACCGUUUGACACCAGUAUGCCACCGAUACCGCCGCCUGGAGCUCUGCCCCCACUCAUAGGACCCCCACAUCUACAGAGGCCACCAUUCCUGCCUCCACCCAUCGGAAACAUGCCGCCGCCUCCUGGUAUGAUCUUUCCACCUGGAAUGCCUCCAUCACCAGCAACUGGAGGAGCUUUGAGUGUUCCCAGUGAUGAUAUCUGGGUAGAGAACACCACGCCAGAGGGAAAGUUAUAUUACUACAAUUCUCGGACACGGGAGUCUGCCUGGACCAAACCAGAGGGUGUGAAGAUCAUCCAACAGUCAGAGCUCAAUCCUCUGAUGGCAGCAGCUCAAUCUGGUAGUGCUGCAGUGGCUCCAAACAACUCUGUCUCCACUGCAGUUAGCAGCAAUGCCACAGCUGUGCCUUCCCCAGUCUCCACCCAGAGCUUGUCCCCCACUCACACCCUUAGCACCAGCCCAGACCCCAGCACCAGCCCAACACCUGCCACCUCCCAAUCCUCCACCACCUCUGGUGUUACUGAAAUGCCUCCAGUGGCCUCCACACCUCCGGCCAGUGUGGCUGUGACCCCUGUUGCUGUUGUCAGUGUUCCUACAGUAACAGCUACAGUCACUGCAGUGCAGACGAUGCCACUGUUACAUCAAAGUCUCCCUCCAGGCCUGUCUGUGGCCCGGCCACCUCCUGGAAUCCCAGCAUUCCCGCCAGUCAUGGUACCUCCAUUCAGAGUGCCUCUGCCUGGAAUGCACAUCCCACUGCCGGGUAUGCUGCCAGGCAUGGGCCGCCCUCUAGUACCAAUGAUGCACCCACAUCUGACUAUAACUGCAGCUCCUGCAUCUCUGACGAGGGCUUUUCCUCUUCCUGAAUGGACGGAGUACAAGACGGCCGAUGGGAAGAUGUACUAUUAUAACAAUCGCACACUGGAGUCCACCUGGGACAAACCUGCGGUGCUGAAAGAGAGAGAUAAGAAGAGUGACAAAGCUAAAGAUGGUCAGGCUGAUGAUGAUUCAAAUUGCAAGGAUAUAGACAUGGAAGCCAAAGUUGACCUCUUUGGCAUGCCAAAAAUGUUGCCCAGAUUAGAAGAGAUGACCGAGGAGGAAAAAGCAGUACAGAAGGCCAAACCUGUAGCCACAAACCCUAUUCCUGGUACUCCCUGGUGUGUGGUCUGGACUGGAGAUGAACGUGUAUUUUACUACAACCCAACCACACGACUCUCCAUGUGGGACAGACCUGAGGAGCUCGUGGGCCGUGCUGAUGUGGACAAAUACAUUCAAGAGCCCUCCCACAAAAGAGGGCAAGAUGACAUCAAGAAAACAGACAUCAAAGAGGAGACUGACCCAUUUACAGAAGAAACUCUGGAAGAUGAGCCUUCUGAGGCUAAGAAGAGGAAGAAGGAUGAUGCAAAGGAGAUGGAAGCAGAGAAAGAUGCGGCCGAGGUGAAGGCUGCUCGUGAUCGGGCACUGGUGCCCCUGGAGGCCCGCACGAACCAGUUCAGGGACAUGCUGCUUGAGAGAGGGGUUUCAGCUUUCUCCACCUGGGACAAGGAGCUCCACAAGAUUGUGUUUGACCCUCGAUACCUGCUGCUCAACCCCAAAGAGAGGAAACAGGUGUUUGAUCAGUAUGUGAAGACUCAUGCUGAAGAGGAGAGGAAGGAGAAGAAGAAUAAACUCAUGCAGGCUAAAGAUGACUUUAGGAAGAUGAUGGAAGACGCCAAACUCAACAUUAGGACUACGUUCAGUGAGUUUGCGGCAAAACACGCUAAGGAUCCUCGAUUCAAGGCCAUUGAGAAGAUGAAAGACAGAGAGGCAAUGUUCACAGAGUUUAUGAUGGCUUGGAGAAAGAAGGACAAAGAAGACUCCAAGAACAAAGUCGAUAAGGUGAAACAGGACUUCUUUGAUUUACUGUCAGACCAUCAUGUGGACAUUUCUCAGCGCUGGAGCAAAGUGAAGGACAAGCUUGAGACAGACCAGCGCUACAAAGCCGUGGAGAGCUCAACUGCUAGAGAAGAACUGUACAAACAGUAUGUGGAGAAGCAGUCAAAGAGUGUGGACUCUGAGAAGGAGAAGGAGCUGGAGAGACAGGCUCGUAUCGAGGCCAGUUUGAGGGAGAGAGAGCGGGAGGUGCAGAGAGCGCGAUCUGAACAGACCAAAGAGAUCGACAGAGAGAGAGAGCAGCACAAACGAGAGGAGGCCAUACAGCACUUCAAAGCUCUCAUGUCUGAUAUGGUAAGGUCAACAGAUGCUUCCUGGUCUGAAACAAGGCGCAAUCUGCGUAAAGACCACCGGUGGGAGUCGUCCUCUCUGCUGGAGCGACAUGAGAAGGAGAAAUUGUUUGAGGAACAUGUGGAGGCUCUUUCCAAGAGAAAGAAAGAACAUUUCAGGCAGCUAUUAGAUGAGACAUCUAUGAUCACCCUGACCACCACAUGGAAAGAGGUGAAGAAGAUUAUCAAAGAAGACCCACGCUGCAUCAAGUUCACUGGCAGCGAUAGAAAAAAACAACGGGAAUUUGAAGAUUACAUAAAGGACAAAUACAUUACAGCCAAAGCUGACUUUAGAACUCUACUGAAAGAAACUAAAUUCAUCACGUACAGAUCACGGAAGUUCAUGCAGGAGUCAGACCAACACCUGAAGGAUAUUGAGAACAUCCUACAGAAUGAUAAGCGUUACUUGGUCCUCGAGUGUGUUCCCGAGGAACGCCGCAAACUCAUCAUGUUCUAUAUUGAGGAUCUGGACCGCCGGGGACCCCCACCGCCCCCAACAGCCUCAGAACCCACCCGCCGCUCCACGAAGUGAGGUACUACUGCGCAUCAAAGGACUUGAGCAUGAGUCGGCGCUGCAUUCAUCAUAGCACAGUGUUAAAGAUCAUGUAACUUCGAAACGUCUGUGUUAUCUACUCAAACUGUGUGAGAAGAUGGCCUGUAUGCACUCUAGUUGUAGGCUAGCACAAGGCAAAUUGUUAAAGGAAUGGUUCUCCAAAACAUUGUAAACUAAAUUAAUUCCAACCCUGUAUUAUGUUCUUUCCUCCGCAGAACACAAAAGGAGAAUGUUAGGGGCUCACAACCUCAGUCGCCAUUCACUUUCAUUGCAGUCUUUUUCCAUACAAUGAAAGUUAAUGGUGACCAAUGCUGUCAUUCUCCAUUUGUGUACCGCAAAGAAAGUCAUACAGGUUUGGAGCAAUAUGAGGGUUUAAUGCAGUCGUGUACCAUCCAGUACAUGUGUAUAUGAAAUGUUUCUUAAAGUGGUUUGAUUUGGACAUGUUGCUAUAUUUCUGUA